CCAUUCAGAAUAUAUCACAUUAAUUUUCCACUGGCAACAACAAAAAGGGAACAGAAGUAACACUGAAAAUCUUCCAUUCUUAUUAACAUUUAUUCUGUGAAAACAAAUUCAACUAAACCUCAAGGGGUGGUUCAGUAGUCAUGGCCUCAACAACUUCCACCCCACUUUCUAUAACUUCUUCUUCCACCAUCAUUGAUACCAAGGCGGCUACUCGCCAAUCUGCAGCCACCUCCUCACAAAUGGUAGCAUUGCCGACCCUCCCUCCACUGUCCAUUCAGUCCCAAAGUCGUGCUGCCAAGACCACUGCCUACUGUCGAAAGAUUGCCCGGAAUGUCAUGGCAAUGGCAACUGGUGAGGCACCAGCAGAAGUUGUUGCAACCACUGAGCUUCCAGACAUUGUUAAAACAAUUCAAGAAUCUUGGGAUAAAGUUGAAGACAAGUAUGCUGUGACUUCUCUGGCAGUGGCUGGAGGCAUUGCAGUGUUGGCUACUUCUGGAAUGAUCUCAGCAAUUGACAGGCUCCCACUGGUACCCGGUGUUCUAGAGCUAGUGGGAAUAGGAUAUACUGGUUGGUUUGCAUACAAGAACCUGGUUUCCAAAACAGAGAGGGAAAUCUUGAUACAGAAAAUUAAGGACACAUACAAAGAAAUUAUCGGAACCAGCUGAAGGAAAAUUGCGGGAAAAUCCUGCAGCUCGAAUAAGGAAAGAUACACAGUAGUAUUGCACAUCACCAUAACCGUGCUUCCUUUUGUUAACUUAAUUUGUAAACAAUGAAAAAUCUUAUGUUUUUAAUUUCAUUUCGGUUUUCAUUAUAGUUUUAUAGCUGUACUCGCUUUCAUUUCACCUAUCUCUUUGGACUAGAAGCAGUUAGGUGACAGUAACGUUCUUAUUAGCAGGAAACUAUUCCGUAU
Olea europaea var. sylvestris is the source of this 910-nucleotide messenger RNA. Its product is annotated as protein CURVATURE THYLAKOID 1B, chloroplastic-like. NCBI's taxonomy places the organism in Eukaryota, Viridiplantae, Streptophyta, Magnoliopsida, Lamiales, Oleaceae. The transcript is spliced from 6 exons. Bases 141 to 665 code for a protein of 174 amino acids. Gene Ontology annotation, cellular component: thylakoid; chloroplast thylakoid membrane. The record is from RefSeq and is a predicted model, not a curated record.